AUGCGCUGUAGGUCUGGAACCUUUUCAGACGAGAUCUCCAGCACGUCUGUGUGCAGGCCCCACACAGACUGUGCAUCCAAAGGGGAAUGCGUUGUCCACAGAGGACAUCACAGGAGGGACAACGUGUGCGGCACUUGUGCUGGUAAUACCACCAUUACAGACUCAACCUCUAAUGACACCACCGGCUUACAUACCUCCGACGGCGAAAAUUCCCUGGGGAUAGAAAAUGUGUUUUGGAUCGUUCUGGUAGUUGUCGUGACUUUAGUUUUAGCGAUCUGGUCGUUCGUCUUAUAUAACAUUAACUUUCGGGAAGGGAGGCUGAUAAGCAAAAAACAAUUUCAGCUUUAUAACAAUCGCAUAAUGGCAGAACUCACACGUCAAAAAGAAGCUGAAAGAAUCGCUUUCGACCUCUGUCAAAGGGUUGAAGAGGAAAAUAUCCAUCUAAAGAACCAGGUAGAAUCUGAAAAGGGAGAGGUCGCACGAUUGAAAGACCAGAUCACCCACUUUACAACCAAGAACAUGAGCACAUACAGCUUCAGCCGCAAACCAUGUGGAAUUGCCGUCAUCAUUAACAACAUCCACUUUGAGGACAUGGCCGACCGUGGAGGGGCUGAAGGAGAUACAGGUCGUCUUCGAGAAGCCUUCGAAAGCCUUAGUUUCACUGCAAUGACAUUCAGUGACCUUGACCACUCCAAGAUGGUGGCAACUAUAAAGGAUCAGGCAAAGGCCGACCACUCCAACUACGACUGUUUCGCUUGCUGCAUCAUGUCGCACGGCACCACGGGAAAGGUCUUCUCGUCCGAUGACGUAGGCCUAGAUAUCUGUGAUCUCAUGAAACUAUUCAAUGCUAACAAAUGCCCCUCUCUGAAAGGCAAACCAAAGCUGUUCUUCAUUCAGGCUAGUCAGGGAAAGAAAAUCCAAGGAAAAGAAAGUAUUGAAGGUGACCUUGAUGCCACACCUGGUGAAGAUGUCCCUUUAAACGUCAUCUGCCACGAUGCCGAUUUCUUCCUUGGACUUGCCACUGUUCCUGGCUAUGUGACUAAGCGUGGCAAGGACGGGGCUCCUUAUGUGCUCCAUUUGGCACAAAUGCUGAAAGUUUUAGGCCCAAUGCACAGUCUGUCCACCAUCAUGGCCAUGGUGUGCGACAAAAUGAACGACAUCAAUGACGACAAGUUUGGCUGGAUUUCGUCAAACCAUAGCACUUUACGAAAAGAAGUCAUCUUUAACGUAGAAUGA
This is a messenger RNA of Branchiostoma floridae (Florida lancelet), 1236 nucleotides long. Its product is annotated as caspase-3-like. The record is from RefSeq and is a predicted model, not a curated record. The transcript is spliced from 3 exons. Gene Ontology annotation, cellular component: cytoplasm. Gene Ontology annotation, biological process: proteolysis; apoptotic process. The coding region runs from base 1 to 1236 and encodes 411 amino acids. Lineage: Eukaryota; Metazoa; Chordata; Leptocardii; Amphioxiformes; Branchiostomatidae.